AUGGAAGCUCCUAGCCAGCGUGAGGUCGUCCCGCUCUUCGGGAAGGUGGCCAAUCGUUCACAAUGGGACUUGAAAGAGGAUAGCUCUUUCAAAAUCCCAGGCCUCCUGUUCGCCGACGAUCUCGUACUAAUAGCAACUAACAGUAGUGAAAUGCGAAGACUCCUCCAAAUAACGAGCGAAUUUGGAGACGAGCGCGACAUUACAUUCAACCCAAAAAAGAGCGCCAUAGUCGUCUUCUCUCCGAACAAGAAAACGGACUGCGGAGGGCUCGAGAUACAGGGUCGCUCAGUACCUAUAACGUCGGACUAUAAGUACCUCGGAAUUGUUCUAUCUAAUUCCAAGAACUACUUGAAAGUACAGGAAGAUAUCUGGGAAAAACAAUCCCUAGUCGCAUUACACAGAAUGCACGCAACUUCCAUUUGGGGCUUCAACCGAUUCGAAGUUUCCAGAACGCAGUGGAAGGCAACCGCGGUACCACAAUUGACCUACGCAAACGCAGUAACCGUUACAACUGGGAAAUUACUCGCAAAACUCGAACAACGGCAGAGAGACGCGGGGAAAUAG
Molecule: messenger RNA, 564 nt
Organism: Galendromus occidentalis (western predatory mite)
Lineage: Eukaryota; Metazoa; Arthropoda; Arachnida; Mesostigmata; Phytoseiidae
Exons: 1
Coding region: 1-564 (187 amino acids)
Source: RefSeq, a predicted model, not a curated record